GGCCAUUUUAUUUAUAUCGCCAUUUCAUUUCUGUCGUGAGAUGGAGAAUUGUAAUAUUGUAAAGUGAGAUAGAAAUAAACUUCUUCAAAUCGUUUUUAACACAAAUUUUCUACAUAAAACGUGAUUAAAUACUUACUUAAAAUCUUAUUCAAAUGUGCACAUCUAGUGUAUGAAUAAAAAGUGUAAUGAAGUAGGUGUAUAUAUUUGUGAAUUAUGUUCACCACCAACGCUGUGCAAACCGGCACAGUGCCGACCCUGCAGUAUCAAGAGCACCCAACACAAAAGACUCAAGGAAAGAACAUUGAAACUGUACAGCAGAAAAAUGCACAACAAACCCAACAAAAUCAGCAGCAACAGCAGGAAUUUCCCACAUUUUGCUACACAACAAAUGUAAACAUGAUUGGCAAGAUUGGCACGGGUGCAACCAGUGGUGCUGGUGGAGUUACUGGCAGUGUUAAUAUAGCACAAUUAACCACAAGUGAUGAUAAAACAUGUUACAUUGCGCAACCAUUCUCUUACAAUUAUGCACUUGUUAAUCAAAUGCAAAUUGCACCCAAUGGAAUCCAAAAUACAAUAUCCAAUAUCAGUUUUAAGUGUGAUGUCUGUGGUCUCAUGUUUGGGCAUCUUAGUUUACUCAACUCUCACAAAAGAAUACAUGCUCAAGAUACAGAUAGCAAUAUAACAGUAGUAGCAACUGGUGUGAGUGCCAGCAAUGAAGUGGCUAUGCCUCCACAUAUUCAGAUACUUUCGUCUGACCCCAACGAGCAGCAGCAGCAACAUCAUGUCCAAAUCCAAGACACAAAACCAGUUAUCAUAGAUAAAGUUCAGAAAUGCAUCACUUGUGGAGGCCCUAUUGCUAACAAUCCUAAAAGAAAAGGCCCUAAACUUAUACGGUGUGAAAAUUGUAUUGCUCAAGAUUCUGUUGAACAGAGAAAUAAUCAGAUGAACUCAACACAAAUUUUCGUUGCAUCAGAAGACAACGUGAAGUUCGAAGUGAGCGGCGUCAGCGGUAUUCAAUCGCAGAGUGAUCCUCUAGCUACCUCCCAGUCCACGCAACAGUCUCAACAGCAGCAAAAACCUUUGCCUGGUCACCAUCCUGUGAAGAAACGAAACUUAGCUGCUGUAACAAAAUGUCAGAACUGUAAUGGAUCUGGUAUUAUUUUUGUUGGUGGAAAUAAAAGUAAAUUAAACCAAUCUAACAUGGACAAACCAUUCCAUUGUAAUAUCUGUGGUGGGUCGUUCUCUAGGUAUUCUUCACUAUGGUCACACAAAAAAUUGCAUUCUGGAGAGAAAAAUUUUAAAUGUGGAAUAUGUGGUAUUGCCUUUGCUAAAGCAGUUUAUCUGAAAAAUCAUUCACGGAUACACACAGGAGAGAAGCCAUACAGAUGUAACACUUGCGGUAUGCAAUUUUCUCAGUCACCACAUCUUAAGAACCACGAGCGAACGCAUUCUGGAGAAAAACCAUAUGUUUGUGAGGUUUGCGACAAAGGUUUCGCGAGACAUGCAACAUUAUGGAAUCAUCGCCGUAUACAUACUGGGGAGAAACCUUAUAAAUGUGAAACGUGUGGGUCAGCGUUCAGCCAAGCGGCACAUCUGAAGAACCACGCAAAGGUGCAUUCCGGAGAGAAACCUUUCAAAUGCGAUAUAUGUACGGCCGCAUUCGCCGAUCGGUUUGCUCUCAAGCGACAUAGGGGAAUUCAUGACAAAUAUGGUCAAACCACACCUCUCCCUUCAAGAAUACAACAAAAUCAACAAGAAAUGCAGCAAUCAAAUCAACAAAGUAAUGAACAACAAAACAGUCAACCAGCAGUGGAAGUAGAAACAGGUGACCAAACUCUUUGAGUAUAAAUAACUCGUUGGGUUUCUUAGAAUACUUACCUACCCAGAACACCAUGAAUGUGAAGUCAAAUAAAUCUUUAUGUUUGGAAUGUUAUAACUAGCUGUUGGCACACAUUUUGAAAUAUUUUUGUGACACGAAGCAACUUGGGAGUGAAAUCCUGAGCGUUGUAGCGCACAUAGAUUGACGACGAAGCGAUAUGGCUCGUCAGCAGAAUGAACAGUAAAUCGAUGAAGAACGAGCUGUGAAGACGCAGUAGCUUGAUACUGUACUUAUAUAAGGUGACCAAACUCGAAUAUGCAAGGGUGCGUUUGGGACGUUCCAAUUAAAAAAAAAACCCCCCGUUUGUUAAACCUACAGUUUUUUUCAUUUGGUCACACAGACAUUGUAUAUUGACCCUAACCUAUCACUUAUCGACGUUGCACAAGCAACUGACACUGCCACAUUAAUAAUAUAGAUAAGUGAGAAAAUGUUUGCGAGAAUGACCCUGAAUAUUGUAAAACUUUGAACAUAAACAAGCAUCAAAGUGAUCUAUAUCACUCUUGUUCCACUAACGCAGUGAUUUCAAUAUUAUAACAAAAUUAAUAUUAAUUAAUAAUCGCACUAUUUAAAAAUGCAUAAAACCUACUGAUGUAUGCUAUUUUAUAGACAUUAAAUUUUAAAUAUUUUGAUUCAGAACACAAAUUCGUGUAUCUACAAAUAUAUUUUGCUUUCCAAUAGGUAGUAUCUUUUUUUGCUCUUUAAAGAAAAACGGAAACUCAAACGUCAUAAAAUUAAUAUGGGACCAACAAAAAAGUAUCGACUAAAAACAUUAACAUCAGUUCAGAGCUGGCUAUAUAAUCACAUAAUAUACAAAAGACGAAUUGAGAUCUUUUUGAAAUCGCCUAAAAAUAGAAACAGUUGAGUCUUAUGAAACAAGAAAAUGUUGAUGUUAUCGCCAAAGUUAUGGAAUAAUUGGCCUCAAUAAUUUACAAGAACAGUUUCACUUAUUUUUUUAAUUUGAAAAUCUUAAUCAUAUCGGCUGUGGCGACGUACUUCUUUAUGUAUUUUCUUUAUUUAUUGGUGAAUAUACAUGUACCUAAUGAAACGCCCGUAAGAUUAAAUUUGUGUACAUAUUAAUAUUAGCAAAAAAAAAAAAAAAUUGUGGUCAAUGAAUAAUAAAAGAUAGCAUGAUGUAACAUUUUUCUUACAUUGUAAAUAUAUUUGAUCAGUUUAUAUAUUAGAAGCCUAUGUGAUUUAGUAUUUUAGCAUAUCCAAUGACUCUUAAAUUAAGGUUUUAUUUAUAAUGGAUGGGUUGAACUUAUCAGUAAAUGAAUAAGUUAGGAAUACAUUCUUUGAAUGAAAUAUUUUUAUUUAAUCUUACAUUAUAAGUACAACUCAUCCUAAAUCAUCCCAUACAUACAUCAAUGUGAUGUUAUAAUAAGUUAGGAUUUGAAUUUAUAUUUACUGAAUAUAUUAUAGUAAAAUUUGUCUAGAAUGAUGAUUAGUUUUAUUUAGAUACAUUCAGUAUCAACCUUAAGGAGAAGAUCGUAAUACGCUCGGGAGCGCCAAUAUCCAAAAAGGGCCUCAAUUUUUUUUUAGGGCGUCAGGAGCAGUGGCUCUUUUAAGAACUUACCAAAGAGCUAUAGGUAUGCAAAAGUUGGAUUUGCAUAUACCAUAUCCAAUACUUGUAAUUAAUAUGAUGCAUUUUGUGAAGUUUUACCAUUUAUUACAUAUUUGUUUUAAUAACAGACUUCUUACUAAUAUUAUGUGAAAAUCAAUUUGUUUGUUACCUUAUAGUGCCUUAACGGCUUAACUAAUCACUAUGAAAUUUAAUAUACACGAACUAUACAGGAUGAAAAUAGAUAUAGGAAUACCUUUAAUCCAAUCAUUAAACAUAUCCUGGUCGCUUAAACGAAGUUGCGGAUAAAACUAAUAUUAAAUAAUUUGAGGACACGAUUCCUUUUGGCAUUGAAAAAUACAUUGUGACACCCAUUGGCAUGCCUUAUGUAUUGGUAGUCUGAGUAAUAAUGUAUAUCUUAUUAUAUCUAUACCAUCAAUUGACAAAAGUAUAAAUUGUAUUUAGUUUCUCAAAUAGAGAGCUUAGCAGGUCUAUACAUAAUCAAAUCAUAUAUUACAUAAUAAUUAUUAUGAUUAAAUGAUGGAACUUCUCAUGGAAAAGAUCUGCGAGAGAUAAGUCCACCCUUGCUCACAACAUUUAUAAAUACAUUAUUGUAUAUGUAACUUACAAGUGCAAUAAAAAAUAUAUACAUGAAAAAUA
Galleria mellonella (greater wax moth) is the source of this 4097-nucleotide messenger RNA. Its product is annotated as zinc finger protein 502-like. The record is from RefSeq and is a predicted model, not a curated record. The transcript has 11 exons. The coding region runs from base 214 to 1842 and encodes 542 amino acids. NCBI's taxonomy places the organism in Eukaryota, Metazoa, Arthropoda, Insecta, Lepidoptera, Pyralidae. Gene Ontology annotation, cellular component: nucleus. Gene Ontology annotation, biological process: regulation of transcription by RNA polymerase II. Gene Ontology annotation, molecular function: RNA polymerase II cis-regulatory region sequence-specific DNA binding; DNA-binding transcription factor activity, RNA polymerase II-specific.